UUAUAUCUCAUAAAUUUAUAUAUACGAGGAGUUAAGAAUAAACUCAUGUUUUCAUUGUCUCUCUUAGGUUCAGUAAUGGGGUCACAGUCUCCAUUCUCUCUACUCACUUUGUUUGCACUCUUAAUGAUGAGUUGCAGUCCUUCCUCUGUGGUUGCAACUUCUUCUUGUCAUUUCCCAGCAAUCUUUAACUUUGGUGACUCGAACUCUGAUACUGGUGGCUUGUCUGCUGCUUUUGGUCAAGCUCCUCCUCCACAUGGAGAGUCCUACUUCCACCACCCUGCCGGCCGCUACUGCGAUGGCCGCCUUAUUAUUGACUUCAUUGCUGAGAGCCUUAGAUUGCCUUAUCUAAGUGCAUACCUUGACUCAAUAGGCAGCAACUUCAGACAUGGUGCCAAUUUUGCAACAGCAGGAUCAACCGUCAGGCCUCAGAACACUACUCUUAGACAGAGUGGUUAUAGUCCCAUUUCCUUGGAUGUUCAAUAUAAUGAAUUCCAUGAUUUUCACACUAGAUCCCAAGUCGUUCGUAACAGGGGUGGAAUUUAUAAAAAAUUAUUGCCAAAGGCUGAAGAUUUCUCUCGUGCUUUGUACACAUUUGAUAUCGGACAGAAUGAUCUUACUGCCGGUUAUUUCUUAAAUAUGUCCACUAGUGAAGUUAUGGCUUAUGUUCCUGAAGUGCUCAGCCAGUUCAAGACCCUUGUCUCGUACAUAUAUUAUGAAGGAGGAAGAAACUUUUGGAUCCACAAUACAGGACCUUUCGGAUGUCUAGCUUACGUGUUGGAUCGCAUUCCACUUCCAUCUGGAGAGAUUGACGGCGCCGGAUGUGGGAUUCCAUUCAAUAAAGUUGCUCAGUAUUAUAAUCAUGGACUGAAGAAUGUUGUUGCCCAAUUGAGAAAGGAAUUUCCUGAUGCUGCAAUAACAUAUGUUGAUAUUUACUCCCUCAAGUACAGCCUCUACAGUCGAACAAGAAAGCACGGGUUUAAUGAAUCACUGAGGGCUUGUUGUGGGCAUGGUGGAAAGUACAAUUACAACAAGAAGAUUGGAUGUGGAGGAAAGAUUACAGUGAGAGGGAAACAAGUGUUGGUGGGGAAAUCAUGUGAUGAUCCGUCAGUUUGGAUUAAUUGGGAUGGGGUGCAUUACACUCAAGCAGCUAACAAAUGGAUUUUUGAACAGAUUGUAGACGGUUCUUAUUCAGACCCACCAAUUCCAUUGAAGAUGGCUUGCCAGAGGCAUCCUUUGCAUCAAAAGAAGCAGCAAAACGCACUUCGCUUGCUCAAUUCUCACUUUCUCUCUCUCUGUCUCUGUUUCUUCUACAUGAUGGAACCACAGUUAUUGAAAAAUGUUAUACUCGGCAUGUACUUGAUAGUGUCAUUAGCAUCAUCGCUUCCAAAAAGUAGAGCAUCACAAAAAUCUUCAUGUCAUUUUCCUGCAAUAUUCAACUUCGGAGACUCAAAUUCAGACACAGGUGGUCUCUCCGCUGCGUUCGGCCAAGCCCCUCCUCCUAAUGGACACACUUUCUUCCACCAUCCUGCCGGUCGCUUCUCCGAUGGCCGUCUCAUUAUCGAUUUCAUAGCUGAAAGCCUGGGACUACCAUAUCUCAGCGCAUACUUAGACUCGGUGGGUUCAAAUUUCAGCCAUGGAGCUAACUUUGCUACUGCUGGAUCAACCAUCAGACCUCAAAACACCACGAUGUCUCAGAGUGGGUACAGUCCCUUUUCAUUAGACGUACAACUAGUCCAAUACUUGGAUUUCCAUAGAAGAUCACAGGAUUAUCGUAAUCGAGGUGGGGUCUUUGAGACAUUAUUGCCUGGGGCAGACUAUUUCUCAAAUGCUUUGUACACCUUUGAUAUUGGCCAAAACGACCUCACUGCUGGUUACAAGCUCAAUUUGACUGUUGAACAAGUGAAAGCUUUUGUCCCUGAUAUAAUCUCUCAUUUCUCUAAUACUAUUAAGGUUGUAUAUGCACAAGGAGGAAGAUCAUUUUGGAUACAUAAUACAGGCCCCGUUGGGUGCCUGCCAUACUCUUUGGACCGCUUCCUAAUCACAGCAGCCCAGAUAGAUAAAUAUGGAUGUGCCACCCCAUUCAAUGAGGUCUCUCAGUAUUUCAACAAAAGAUUGAAAGAAGCUGUGGUACAGCUCAGGAAAGAUCUCUCCCAAGCUGCUAUUACUUAUGUUGAUGUCUAUUCACUCAAGUAUACUCUAAUCACCCAAGGCAAAAAAUUUGGAUUCAAGAACCCUUUUAUAGCAUGUUGUGGUCAUGGUGGAAAGUAUAACUAUAAUACAUAUGCUAGAUGUGGUGCCAAGAGGAUUGUGAAUGCAAAGGAGUUGAUCAUAGCCAAUUCUUGCAAAGAUCCAUCGGUUAGUGUAAUUUGGGAUGGUGUCCAUUUCACUGAGGCAGCUAACAGGUGGAUAUUCCAGCAAGUUGUCAAUGGCUCAGUCUCAGACCCACCAAUUCCACUGAAUAUGGCCUGUCCCACAGUGGAACAGUAAUUUAAUUUCUUAUCCAUUUUUUGUCCAAAAUUGUAACUUUUUGAAGGUUGAACACUAAACCCUGUAAUUAAAAUCUUCAAGCUUAAACUCGAUUGCUCAAAGCCUCUAAUGUAAGUCUCAGACCCACAUUUAUUUUAUGCCA
Messenger RNA from Ricinus communis (castor bean), 2629 nucleotides. RefSeq lists its product as uncharacterized. Lineage: Eukaryota; Viridiplantae; Streptophyta; Magnoliopsida; Malpighiales; Euphorbiaceae. Gene Ontology annotation, molecular function: hydrolase activity, acting on ester bonds. The record is from RefSeq and is a predicted model, not a curated record. The coding region runs from base 46 to 2487 and encodes 813 amino acids. The transcript has 10 exons.